CGGUGAACUCAGUGACUGGAGAGAAAGUGGCUAUUAAGAAGAUUGGUAAUGCUUUCGACAAUAUUAUUGAUGCUAAGAGAGCUCUACGUGAGAUCAAGCUUCUCAGGCAUAUGGAUCAUGAGAACGUCACAGCCAUCAAGGAUAUUGUAAGACCACCGCAAAGAGAUAUAUUCAACGAUGUCUACAUUGUCUAUGAGUUAAUGGACACUGAUCUCCAACGUGUCCUCCGUUCUAACCAAACCUUAAGCCAUGAUCAGUGUCGCUUCUUUGUGUACCAGCUCUUAAGAGGGCUCAAGUACGUGCACUUGGCCAACAUAUUACAUCGUGAUCUAAGGCCAAGCAACGUGCUGCUUAACUCCAAACACGAGCUAAAGAUUGGUGAUUUUGGGCUUGCGAGAACAACUUCAGACACGGACUUCAUGACUGAAUACGUCGUUACGCGUUGGUACAGAGCUCCUGAGUUGCUUCUUAACUGCUCAGAGUACACCGCAGCUAUAGAUAUUUGGUCAGUGGGUUGUAUACUGGGCGAAAUCAUGACGGGUCAGCCUUUGUUUCCUGGCAAAGACUAUGUUCAUCAGCUUAGGCUUAUCACAGAGGUAAACAAAACAAACAUCAGUUUGUCAUCGGUUCUCCUCAAACCAAAGCAAAUCAUCAAUGCUCUUACUAAGCUACCCAAAGCUUCAUCAAGUUGUCAAAUCCAUUUCUUUUGAUUACCCUCUUAUAAAUCGUUAGCAUGCUUAAUGUUUUUUUUGGAUGAUAAACUCUAUUAGGAUAAUCAAAAUAUUAUACUUUGCUAUUUAUUUGAGGGGAGCUUUAGGUAUGAGUUAUAUGUCAGAUAUUAAAAGUCAG
Messenger RNA from Raphanus sativus (radish), 849 nucleotides. Its product is annotated as mitogen-activated protein kinase 12-like. The transcript has 3 exons. Gene Ontology annotation, cellular component: cytoplasm; nucleus. NCBI's taxonomy places the organism in Eukaryota, Viridiplantae, Streptophyta, Magnoliopsida, Brassicales, Brassicaceae. Gene Ontology annotation, molecular function: protein tyrosine kinase activity; ATP binding; protein serine/threonine kinase activity. Bases 111 to 710 code for a protein of 199 amino acids. Gene Ontology annotation, biological process: protein phosphorylation; intracellular signal transduction. The record is from RefSeq and is a predicted model, not a curated record.